UACAACAUAAUGCACAUACCAAGUUUAGCAAGGGCGGCCAGAAUCAUCCUGGUAGGCGCACCAGGUGUUGGCAAAGGCACUCAGACGGAGCGCUUGAUGCACAAAUUCUCCCAACUGUCGGCAAUCAGUUCUGGCGACCUGCUGAGGAAGAAUGUGAGGGAGCGGACUCCUCUCGGCAUCAAGGCCGAGUCGACCAUGAAGUCCGGAAAGCUGGUGCCAGACACAAUGAUCCUGCGCCUGAUUGUGAAUGAACUGACGACGCGGGGAUGGAUACGGGACAAUGCGCUGCGGCCAUAUGCCCUCAACUUCAGUUCCAUGGACAUGGCCGACACUACAGUUGACUCGGUCAUGAUUCCGUCCGAGGUGCGGGCCCCGCGCUACACCUUCUCCAACCACCCCUCGGCAUCCUUCAUCCUCGACGGCUUCCCCCGCACUGCUGUCCAGGCGAUUCAACUCGACAACAUUGUGCCCAUCAACAUGGUCGUCCAUCUCAACACGCCCAGUGACAUCAUCAUCAACCGCAUCUGCAAUCGCUGGGUGCACGAACCCUCAGGGCGCGUUUACAACACCACGUUUAAUGCGCCAAAGGUGCCGGGCAAAGACGAUGUCACGGGUGAGCCGCUCACACGACGCGCAGACGACGACCCAGAGGUGUGGAAGGCGCGUCUCCAGAGCUUCAAGGAAACCAGCGAGCCUCUGCUUGAGCACUACGACAAGCUGGGCGUGCUGUGGACCGUGAAUGGAAACAGCAGCGACGAGAUAUCCCCCAAGCUCUUCAACGAGUUUGGCAAGCGCUUCGGUGCUGAGCAGUAAUGGGUGCGCACUAACGGGCUUGAGUUGCGAGUGUUUGAUUAUGUCACGAUGAUACCGUUACACUUUUCUGGUUUACAGACCAAGGGUUUAGGGUGGCCUUCUGGAUUAAGCAUGAAUGUAUCUGACCAUGCACGCGACAAGGGAGCGCGUUUGCUUGGGCGAGUUGCGCAUUCCGGAUUCACUGUAGAUAUUCACCGACUGUGGGAUGAUUGCAGGCCUGUUUGCACUUAGCUGAGCAGGAACGAUUGAUGCGCGCACACCAAAUAUGCUCAUUGAGCCUUUGAACA
Bipolaris maydis ATCC 48331 is the source of this 1100-nucleotide messenger RNA. NCBI's taxonomy places the organism in Eukaryota, Fungi, Ascomycota, Dothideomycetes, Pleosporales, Pleosporaceae. The record is from RefSeq and is a predicted model, not a curated record.